AAUAUUCAGAAAAGAUUCUGCUUCCUAACCUGCGAUGCAGCUAGUUACUUGGGAGACAACCUGCGAGGAAUAGGCUCCAAGUUUGUGAGGUCUUCUCAGAUGUUAACAUCAUGUUCAGAAUGUCCCACCCUUUUUGUAGAUGCAGAAACACUGCUCUCUUGUGGCCUUCUUGAAAAGCUGAAGUUCAGUGUUUUAGAACUGCAGGAGUACCUGGACACAUACAACAACAGGAAAGAAGCAACGCUCUCGUGGCUUGCAAACUGCAAAGCAACAUUUGCUGGAGGCUCACGAGAUGGAGUUAUUACCUGCCAGCCAGGGGACUCAGAAGAGAAGCAAAUGGAAUCUCUUGCACAAUUGGAACUGUGUCAGAGAUUAUAUAAACUGCAUUUCCAGCUGCUGUUGCUUUUUCAGUCCUACUGUAAACUUAUCGGACAAGUGCAUGAAGUCAGUUCCAUGCCAGAGCUGUUAAAUAUGUCAAGAGAACUGAGUGAGUUGAAGAAAAAUCUUAAGGACGCUACUGCUGCAAUCGCAGCUGAGCCUCUGACAACGGAAUCUGAGCCCACGUUCAAUUCUACGGAAGCAGCUAUUCAGUCCAUGCUGGAGUGUUUGAAAAACAAUGAACUUGUUAAGGCCGUCCGACAAAUAAGAGAAUGCAGAAUUUUGUGGCCCAAUGAUAUCUUUGGAAGUAGCUCUGACGAUGAAGUCCAGACACUACUGAACAUUUACUUCCGGCACCAAACCUUGGGUCAGACGGGCACCUAUGCACUGGUGGGCUCCAACCAGAGCCUGACUGAAAUCUGUACCAAAUUAAUGGAACUGAAUAUAGAGAUCCGCGAUAUGAUUCGCAGAGCUCAGAGUUACCGGGUCAUCAAUACUUUUCUUCCAGACGCCAGCAUUUCCGGCACAAGUCUCUGACAGGACUCUUGUGUCCUCUUGCAAGCUGGGAGCGCUGCCCUGUUGGAGUGAGGUGGCUCAAUGUCUUCUCAGCCUUACAAAGGUUUGGUCAAACUGUACUCGCUCUUGUUACAUUUAGGAUUUCUUCUAAAAAGAUAUGGGCUGAACUUCAAAUGUGUAGCAAUACUGUAAGGACAAAGGUAGCAUAGAGCAUCUGGGACAACAUCCUUUGUUCUCUGUUGCACAAAAAUCAGUUAGCAUUUCACUGAGCAACUGCAACUCACUACUGAAGAAAUGACUUCCAUUGCAUACCAAAGCCUACUACACUGAACAGUACUUCCUUUAUAGCAAAUUAAUUUUAGGUUGGCAAAAGUGCAAUGUUUCCUUCACAAAAUAAUAUUUUUUGUUAAAAAAAAAGCUUGUACAUUUUUUCCUUUUUUCUCUUACUUGGUUGAGUGAAAGAUGGGCAGAAUGAAGCUGGCCACAGAAUCUCGCAAACUUGUUGGUCAAAAGCUGAGAGCCUGUGUAUAUGAAACAAAUUGUAAAUGGACUACAGUUUAGUGUACACUGUAAUUUGAAUA
Balearica regulorum gibbericeps (East African grey crowned-crane) is the source of this 1475-nucleotide messenger RNA. The record is from RefSeq and is a predicted model, not a curated record. Lineage: Eukaryota; Metazoa; Chordata; Aves; Gruiformes; Gruidae.